Messenger RNA from Drosophila navojoa, 4995 nucleotides. RefSeq names its product diacylglycerol kinase theta. Gene Ontology annotation, molecular function: nucleic acid binding; ATP-dependent diacylglycerol kinase activity. The record is from RefSeq and is a predicted model, not a curated record. NCBI's taxonomy places the organism in Eukaryota, Metazoa, Arthropoda, Insecta, Diptera, Drosophilidae. Gene Ontology annotation, cellular component: membrane. Gene Ontology annotation, biological process: phospholipase C-activating G protein-coupled receptor signaling pathway.
GAUAGCCACCUGCUAACUGUAAACUUUGGCAGUAGCUGACAAAAACAAAAUGGCGGAUGGGCAUUCAUUUGUGAAGAAGACAUUUCAUAAGCCAACUUACUGUCACCACUGCUCGGAUUUACUGUGGGGCCUCAUACAGCAGGGCUACAUUUGCGAAGUUUGCAACUUUAUUAUACACGAACGAUGUGUCACCAGCGUUGUAACGCCCUGUUCCGGCAUUGCGCCAUGCAUUAUAAAGAAUCCCGUCGCCCAUUGUUGGUCGGAACCAACCCAUCACAAGAGAAAAUUCUGCACCGUAUGCCGUAAGAGAUUGGAUGAAACACCAGCGGUGCAUUGUUUAGUUUGCGAAUAUUUCGCACAUAUUGAGUGCCAAGAUUUCGCAGUGCCCGAUUGCACAGAGAAUGCAACAUACGUGCCAGGCAAGGAAUUGCUUAAUGUGAGGCAUCAACAUCAUUGGCGGGAGGGCAAUCUUCCAUCAACGUCCAAAUGCGCCUACUGCAAGAAAACCUGUUGGUCUUCGGAAUGCCUCACAGGCUAUCGCUGCGAGUGGUGUGGCAUGACCACACACGCUGGAUGUCGCAUGUACCUGUCAACCGAAUGUAAUUUUGGUAUUCUACAACCUAUCUACUUACCUCCGCAUUCAGUGUCGAUACCACGUACAGAGGUGCCCAUCGAGGCGAUCAUAGGCGUCCAGGUCAAAUCGAAGACGUCGCUCGUACGCGACUAUUCCUGUCCCAGCCCGGAGCUCGGUGCAGAGGCCGCGGCUGGCGAAGUUGGUGCAUCGGGUUUGUGUCUCAAGGAGCUCCUCGAGCUCCACAGACAGCGUCUUGAGCAAUCGAAACAACAUUUUUUACUUUCAACGCCGCCCACGCCCACAUCCUGUGGCUCCAUAUCGCUCUGUGUCUCACCCACGCCCUCGCUGACAGUGGGCGACACGAGCAACUCGCUAGCCGGCGGCUAUCAGGACCCGGACGAGCCAGAUGCCGAGGAGGACGACUACGAACAGCAGUGCAACACGACGGAGCAUGAUAGCGCCUUUCAGCUGACCACCGCCUCCAGUAAUGUGGGGCCACUGCAAAAGUCUCCGUCGGCCAACUCCUCGUUGCAUCUGCUAUACACAAGUCUGUUCCGCAAGCUGAACCAUGCGCGCCGACGUCGACGUCGCGGCGCCUCGAACAGCGAGCAGGACGACGACGACGACGAUGAUUUGGAUGGCGGAGUCUGUGAUAUUAGCGGCGGAGACCUGAGCGACGAUUACGAUCAUUGCGAUGUCUCGCUGCGCAAGCGCUGUACGCGUCGAUCGCCGCGCGACGUCAGCGAGACGGAUUACCAUGGCGACGUGGAGCUGGAGACGGCGCCUCGGGAAAGCUGCUACGAGACAUCCGAUACGGGUGGUGAACUCACCAAUACCGACGAUCUCGACUCCAGCAUGAAUCUGAUUAGCAACCUUAGCUAUAAUAGUAGUAAUAGUAACACCUCUAACACCUCCGAGCAGCGCAAGAAUCAAGCGCGCUCCACUGCCACAGCCACAGGCACAGCCACAGGCACAGCCUCAGGCGCAGCCAAGGGCAAGGGCCCCGCCCCUGGUCCGCCCACGGCUGAUGCUGCACAUGCCUUAAGCGUGCUCGCUGGCCGCAACCCAAAGACUGCAGCUCUCUUGAAGGCGAAGCCCAAGCCCAAGCCCAAGCCCAUACUCAAUGCGCCCAAGCACAAGGGCGGAUCGGUGAGCUCUCCCAAUUCCAGCGACUGCUCCUCGGCAUCCCCCGCUCCGACCUCGGCGGUCCUGCAACUGUCCCCUGUGGGCCGCAGCAAGUCGUUCCAGGAGCCGGCUAUCGCCCGCAACAAGAAAUACGGACGCGGUCUGUUCCAGCGUCGCCGCUCCAAGCGCUCGCCCAAGGGCGGCGCCAAGAGCAACUACAGCCUGGACAGACUGUCGCAAAACAUUGAGAUAACCAUACAGGAUGAGGAUGGCAACUAUCAGCCAUACGAUGACAACUAUCACAUGCUGUCCGCGGCGCGUCUGCCCCACGAUACGGAUGCCGAUGGCUACGACGAUGUGGACUACGAGGAUUUGUAUCUGGACGAUCGACCGCAUAGUGUCGGUGGCGUUGGUGGCCUAAGUGGCGAGGACAUCGCUGGCGAUAUCAGCGAUGGCGCCGCCAGCAGUCGAUCCCGUGCCAGCGAUGCCGAUGGCCAGGCACCGGGUCACGUGCUCGGCCGCCUGCUGCGGCGCGUGCGCGGCCUGUCCGCCGGCUGGCGCAAGCCACGCUACCAGAAGCGCAGAGCACGCAGUAUAUCGGAGGAGUUUAGCAGCGGCGAUGCGCCCCGCUUCAAGGACGAGGAAUCCCUGGGCAAGGGCGAGUCCUCGCAUGGCAUGAACGCCCAAGGCGGUGCCGGCAGCAGCAGCGGUGGCGGAGGCGCAGCUGCUGCCAGUGCCAGCGGCACUGGCCCUGGCUCAGGGGGCUCUUCCACACAGUACAGAGCCGAGUCGUCGGGCCACAAGUCCGAUAAGUCGGAAAAGGACCGAGAGAAAAAGGAAAAGGAACGUGAAGAGAAAGAUAUAGAGAUGAUCAAGGUGUUUGAUGGCAACAACUCAUUCCGACGCCAGCAGUACCGUGCGAUCGUCGUUCAGCGUACAUACACGCUGGAGCAAUUAUUGACCACCGCCUUGCGAGCUUUUCACAUCACACGUGAUCCGCAGGCCUUCUAUCUGACCGACAUGUAUGCGCCCGCUGGCAUGGAAGAUACACCGCUGCAGGAUCCGACGCCCGUGUUGAAUCUGACACACUUGGAGGGCAAGCGACCGGCCAUCUAUUUGAGGUUUCACGACAGGGACAGGGGACAUGUGCGCGUUUAUCCUGGAAAAUUGCAGUGCUCACUGGAGGAUCCCUAUGUCAAUGUUCCUGUGGAUAAUACAACUGUCAUUAAGGAUUUGAUACGCGACGCUCUCGAUAAAUUCGGUCUACAUGAUAACCAAAUACAGGACUACAGGUGCUCGGAAGUGUUGCUCGACCGUGGCGUUACCGAGCGCAUACUCUCGUGGAACGAACGUCCCUGGGAUAUAAUGAAGCAUCUGGGCAAGGAUUCCAUACGUCAAAUGGAACUGAUGCGCUUCUACAUGCAGCACAAACAGGAUCCCCAUGGACCAAACAUUGCACUCUUUGUAGGCAACCUGCCCACAGGACUCUCGCAGCGCAACUACGAGCAAAUUUUAAACAAAUACGUGACUGAUGAGAACAAGUUCAUCAGCAUUGGACCGAUUUACUAUGAGUACGGUUCGGUAGUGUUAACAUUCGAGGACGCUCAAAAGGCGGUUCGCGCUUUCUACAACCUGCGUGAAACGAUCAUUGAGGACAAAAAGCUACUGGUCUUGCUAUUGCCAAAUAUUGAACCCAGCAUGGUACCCUCCGAUGUCAGGCCACUGUUGGUCUUUGUAAAUGUGAAAUCCGGCGGCUGUCAGGGCCUGGAACUAAUAUCGAGCUUUCGAAAACUACUUAACCCGUAUCAGGUCUUUGACUUGGACAACGGUGGUCCGCUACCCGGGCUCUACGUUUUCCGGCAAAUCACCAACUACAAGAUCCUGGUAUGCGGCGGCGAUGGCACCAUUGGCUGGGUGCUGCAAUGCUUGGAUAACGUGGGCCAGGACUCUGAAUGCUCUAGUCCGCCGUGCGCCAUUGUGCCGUUGGGAACAGGCAACGAUCUGGCACGCGUUUUAUGUUGGGGCUCCGGCUACACCGGUGGCGAGGAUCCCCUAAAUAUGCUGCGUGAUGUCAUCGAGGCCGAGGAGAUUAGAUUGGAUCGUUGGACCGUGGUCUUCCAUCCGGAAGAUAAGCCCGAAGAGCCGGCCAUGAAGGCGCCCUCACAAACCACUGGUAAGAAGAAGAAGGCGCACCAAGCACAUUUAUCGCAACAAACAAAUCAGCAUCAUCAAUUACCGGCUCUGACAUCGAGUGAUAUAUCAGGCGGUGCUCAAAACGAGGACAACUCCCAGAUCUUUGUCAUGAACAACUAUUUUGGCAUUGGCAUCGAUGCUGAUCUCUGCCUGGACUUUCACAAUGCUCGCGAGGAGAAUCCCAACCAGUUCAACUCACGGCUACGCAACAAGGGCUACUACGUGAAGAUGGGACUGCGCAAGAUUGUGGGACGCAAAACGGUCAAGGAUUUGCAAAAGGAGCUUCGCCUAGAGGUCGAUGGCAAGGUUGUAGAUCUACCACCGGUCGACGGCAUCAUCAUAUUAAAUAUAUUGAGCUGGGGCAGUGGCGCUAAUCCCUGGGGUCCGGAUAAGGAUGAUCAGUUCAGCACGCCCAAUCACUACGAUGGCAUGCUGGAGGUCGUGGGAGUAACCGGUGUGGUGCACUUGGGACAGAUCCAGUCGGGCAUACGCACGGCCAUGCGCAUAGCACAGGGUGGUCACAUCAAGAUACACUUGAAAACCGAUAUGCCAGUACAGGUGGAUGGCGAGCCAUGGAUUCAAAGCCCCGGCGAAGUUGUGGUCCUCAAGUCAGCGCUCAAGGCAACCAUGCUGAAGAAAACGAAGAGUAAACGACGACUUACGGAGCCGCAUAUCUCGCCGGCGGUGCUAAGCGUCUCGGCGGCUGGCAGCACCACAGCCAUACAGAACAUACCGCAACAAUCACAGCUGCAACAGCAGCAGCAGCAACAACAGCAACAGCAGCAACAGCAGCAGCAACAACAACAGCAACAGCCCCAACAACAGCCGCAGCAUGCGGCCGAAAAUGGCGACAAGGAUAUUUCAGUGCCGCCUUCGGCACCCUUUGGGAGCACAUAGAGUAUAGCCUCGGCAUACGUGUCCGGUGUACGAUAUUGGUUCUCCUGUUUCUUUCCAUAGGCCGACCCAUUACCUAAACAACAUACAUAGAGACACUAACGGCAGGAGAAGCAACUAAACUAAAUGCCAGCCACAGCAUGCAUGAAAACGCAGAUCUAUAGGAAACCUAACAAAAUGCUACAUACGACUACACAUAGUAUAAGAAA